GGUACGCGCCGGUGGUUUGUCAAAUUGGAAAAUGUAAAUUAUCAUUGUGUUCAAGACGUUUCUUUGAACUGCUUUACUUAAUACCCCUUAACCUAUCCCAAUUUGUAACAGCAUUUUUUCCUUAAGCAGUUGGAACUACAAUAGGCAAGAUGAGAAAAUUGGUGGUGAAGCGACUAGAUCCUCACAUAGGUCUUCUACACAGAGGAACCGAAAAACUGAUAGAAUACAAAACUUACAUGCAAGCCAUGCCUUACUUUGAUCGUCUUGAUUAUCUGUCGUGCAUGAGUAAUGAACACGCAUUUUGUCUGGCCGUGGAAAAAUUACUUGGCAUUGAAGUUCCAAGAAGAGGAAAGUACAUACGAACAUUGUUUUCUGAAAUAAUGAGAGUGAUGAAUCAUCUAGCAGCUACUUCCUUUUUGGCGCUCGAUGUGGGUGCAAUCACUCCUCUUUUUUGGUUCUUCGAGGAACGAGAAAAGUUAUACGAGAUAUGCGAGCGAGCUUGCGGAGCCAGAAUGCAUGCUGGAUAUUUUAGAGUUGGUGGCGUUAGUCAGGAUAUUCCUUUAGGUCUCUUGCACGAUAUUCACGAAAUUGUGAGUAAAAUACCUGAAAGGGUCGAUGAGAUGGAGGAUGUAAUUACAAAUAACAGAUUAUUUAUAGCAAGAACUAAAGAUAUUGGUGUCAUAUCGGCACAUGAUGCAUUGAAUUUUGGAUUUACAGGUCCCCUAUUAAGAGCUUCUGGAAUUAAGUGGGAUAUAAGGAAAACACAGCCUUAUGAAGUUUAUGAUGAACUAGACUUUGACAUUCCCAUCGGAACCAAUGGAGAUAUUUAUGAUAGAUAUAAGGUAAGAGUUCAGGAAAUUCGACAGUCAUGUAGACUUAUUGAGCAGUGUAUUAAUAAAAUGCCUGUAGGCGAAAUAAAAAUAGAUGAUCACAAAAUAAUUCCACCAAAGAGGACAGAAAUGAAAACAUAUAUGGAGAGCCUUAUAAAUCACUUCAAAUUAUUCACGCAAGGAUUUCAAGUACCUCCUGGUUCAACAUAUACAUCCAUCGAACACCCAAAAGGUGAAUUUGGAGUCUAUCUUGUAUCUGACGGAUCGUCGUUACCGUACAGGUGUCGAAUCAGGCCUCCCAGUUUCAUUCAUCUGGCAGGAAUAAAUCAUUUAGGAAAAGACACGUUGAUUGCUGACGUAGUGGCUAUUCUUGCUGCUCUCGAUGUAGUAUUUGGAGAUAUUGAUAGAUAGAAUUGUUAAAAUUUUACACAUUUUGAGAAAAUGUUUGUACUUUUCAAACGAUUUGAAAAUAAAAGUGAAUGGAAAAUUA
Leptinotarsa decemlineata (Colorado potato beetle) is the source of this 1320-nucleotide messenger RNA. RefSeq names its product NADH-ubiquinone oxidoreductase 49 kDa subunit. Gene Ontology annotation, biological process: mitochondrial electron transport, NADH to ubiquinone. Gene Ontology annotation, cellular component: respiratory chain complex I. Gene Ontology annotation, molecular function: NAD binding; quinone binding; oxidoreductase activity, acting on NAD(P)H. The record is from RefSeq and is a predicted model, not a curated record. NCBI's taxonomy places the organism in Eukaryota, Metazoa, Arthropoda, Insecta, Coleoptera, Chrysomelidae.